AUGGGAAUAAACGAAAUGUUCAAUUUGGCACGAGUGCCGUCCAUUCUCAUGCUCGGGUUGGUUUAUGUGACCUACGUGCUGAUUGGUGGAGUGAUUUUCUGGAAGUUGGAAGGAGAUCUUGGAAAGAAGGACAUCAGUAUUUUGCUGUUAAACAAAAAGAAGGUACUCACAACAUACAACUGUCUGAACCAAGAGGGCCUGGAGGAGGUGGCUCAGGUCAUUUCAGAUGCGUCCAAGGCGGGCCUGAGUUUGAAAGGCAACUUCACAACCGACGGCUUCUGGAGAUUCACCAGCUCAGCUGUGUUUGCUGCCACUGUGGUCACAACUAUAGGUUAUGGGAACAUAAGUCCCAGCACCACUGCUGGCCAGAUCUUCUGUGUGUUCUUCGCACUAUUUGGCAUCCCACUCAACAUGGUGGUGCUCAACAGGGUGGGCAAGUACAUUCUUGCUUUGGAGCGGAACAUUUCCGACUUCUUGGAGGGAAAGACCGGGAGAAGGAGGUGUACCCGCUUUUUUGUCCACCUGGUGUCUUACCUGACUGGAGCAGUGCUCUUCUUUGUUGUGCCCAUGAUUGUGUUCCAACUGCACGAGGGCUGGACCUUCUCUCAGGCCAUCUACUACUGCUUCAUAACCCUCAGCACCAUAGGGUUUGGAGACUUUGUGGCAGAUAGUAAUCCAGACAAAGAAUACCCAGAGUGGUACAGCAUCCUCAUGGCCUCAUGGAUCUUCUUCGGCCUGGCCUGGCUGGCCCUCGUCAUCAACCACUCCAUCGACAUCCUGGAGCGGCUCAACACACACUUCAAACAGCGAUGGAGUGGACAGAAGCCAGAGGAAGAGUCUGGUACAACAGAGGGCACCCCAGACACACAGAUGGAAGAGGACGAAGAACUUAAGAAGCCUCCAAUAACUCAGUAA
Messenger RNA from Plectropomus leopardus (leopard coralgrouper), 915 nucleotides. RefSeq names its product potassium channel subfamily K member 17. Gene Ontology annotation, biological process: potassium ion transmembrane transport; stabilization of membrane potential. NCBI's taxonomy places the organism in Eukaryota, Metazoa, Chordata, Actinopteri, Perciformes, Serranidae. Gene Ontology annotation, molecular function: potassium ion leak channel activity; outward rectifier potassium channel activity. The record is from RefSeq and is a predicted model, not a curated record. Gene Ontology annotation, cellular component: plasma membrane.